AUUCUCUGAACUCUUACAGUGUGUGUGUGUGUGUGUGUGUGUGUGUGUGCGUGUGUGAGAGAUUAUGUUACAUAGCUGGAUUGCGUAAUAGCGAGGUGCGUCUCUUCUGUGUCCAUUGAAAGGAGAAAGUCUCAGGGUGCUCUGGGGCUUUGCACCACGUUUAACGUCAACAGGCGAUUUUAAAGGGAGUUGUCUUUUGAAGUGAAGGCUGAGCUUUGUGACGUCGUGAACCUGUUGGGACGUGUCGGUCUGGAUCAAUGGACGUUCCUCUCUGCACCGACCUGUUAUAAAAAGAUUCCACAGAAGAAAGUCAGAGAGAAACGUUGAAGUCCUGAAAUAUCUGUUAUGAAUAAAGUAGAGCUGGUGGGGGGAUCACCAGAGGCCCUAGGACACGGUAUUUAACGCUACUUAAGUAACGAUACGAUAAUAUCACAAUACUUAAGUAACGAUACGAUAAUAUUACGAUACUUAAGUAACGAUACGAUAAUAUCACGAUACUUAAGUAACGAUACAAUAAUAUCACGAUACAAUAUUUAACGAUACAAUAAUAUCACGCUACUUAAGUAACAAUACGAUAAUAUUACGAUACUUAAGUAACGAUACAAUAAUAUCACGAUACUUAAGUAACGAUACGAUAAUAUUACGAUACUUAAGUAACGAUACGAUAAUAUCACAAUACUUAAGUAACAAUACGAUAAUAUUACGAUACUUAAGUAACGAUACGAUAAUAUCACGAUACAAUAUUUAACGAUACAAUAAUAUCACGCUACUUAAGUAACAAUACGAUAAUAUUACGAUACUUAAGUAACGAUACAAUAAUAUCACGAUACUUAAGUAACAAUACGAUAAUAUUACGAUACUUAAGUAACGAUACGAUAAUAUCACAAUACUUAAGUAACAAUACGAUAAUAUCACGAUACUUAAGUAACGAUACGAUAAUAUCACAAUACUUAAGUAACGAUACGAUAAUAUCACGAUACUUAAGUAACGAUACGAUAAUAUUACGAUACUUAAGUAACGAUACGAUAAUAUCACGAUACUUAAGUAACGAUACAAUAAUAUCACGAUACUUAAGUAACAAUACGAUAAUAUUACGAUACUUAAGUAACGAUACGAUAAUAUCACAAUACUUAAGUAACGAUACAAUAAUAUCACGCUACUUACGCAACGAUACGAUAAUAUCACGAUACUUUAACGAUACGAUAAUAUCACGCUACUUAAGUAACGAUACAAUAAUAUCACGCUACUUAAGUAACGAUACGAUAAUAUCACGAUACUUAAGUAACGAUACAAUAAUAUCACGCUACUUACGCAACGAUACGAUAAUAUCACGAUACUUUAACGAUACAAUAAUAUCACGCUACUUAAGUAACGAUACGAUAAUAUCACGAUACUUAAGUAACGAUACAAUAAUAUCACGCUACUUACGCUACGAUAAUAUCACGAUACUUUAACGAUACAAUAAUAUCACGCUACUUAAGUAACGAUACGAUAAUAUCACGAUACUUAAGUAACGAUACAAUAAUAUCACGCUACUUACGUAACGAUACGAUAAUACCACGAUACUUAAGUAAAGAUACGAUAAUAUCACGAUACUUAAUUAACGAUACAAUAAUAUCACGAUACUUAAGUAACAGUACGAUAAUAUCACGAUACUUAAGUAACGAUACGAUAAUAUCACGAUACUUAAUUAACGAUACAAUAAUAUCACGAUACUUAAGUAACAGUACGAUAAUAUCACGAUACUUAAGUAACGAUACGAUAAUAUCACGAUACUUAAUUAACGGUACAAUAAUAUCACGAUACUUAAGUAACAGUACGAUAAUAUCACGAUACUUAAGUAACGAUACGAUAAUAUCACAAUACUUAAUUAACGAUACAAUAACAUCACGAUACUUAAGUAACAGUACGAUAAUAUCACGAUACUUAAGUAACGAUACGAUAAUAUCACGAUACUUAAUUAACGAUACAAUAAUAUCACGAUACUUAAGUAACAGUACGAUAAUAUCACACUACUUAAGUCACAAUACGAAAUUAUCAUGACACUUAAUCACGAUACAAUAUUGGUAACAUUGACAUUUACAGCUGUUAUGAAGUAAGGAGGUUCCAUUCAGUUACAUUGUGGUGCGUUCAAGCUCAUUCAGUAAAAAUGAGAAUUGGAUGUAGUUUUGGCAAGAAACAUAAAAUUCAGUAUUUUGAAGGAAAUGUUUUUACAUGAAUAUAAAAUAGGCAUUAGAUAUGAAUCAUGAUCUGUUCAAGCACAUUAUUAUACUUCAUUAACACUAAUCAGGACUAGAUUUGUUCAUAAUGAACUAUCAUAAUAUUAAUCAUUGUAAGUGUGUGUUUUUAUUUAAAUAACCACUAUAGGUGACUUAAAGUAAAAGGAAACGGUUGAUGAUGUUAAUACAUGUUUUACUUCAUUCGUUUUUGGCCUAUUAGUGAUAUUCUGGUUAAUAAUCGCGAAAACAAUAAAACUGUAAUCAUCAAAUAAUACAAUACAAUAAUACAUUGUUAAUUGUUAUCAAUAAUGACACACUCAUUUCCUAAUCAUGAAUUAUGUUUUUUUAUUUGUGUCUUGAGCUAAAACGAUCUGCCGAUGUGGAUCGUCAACCAUUAAGUUGUCUUUAAAUAAAUAUGGUUUAUUGAUCAGCUGGAUCGACGUCACCUUUCAGUCUCGAUGUCUUUACCUGAAUCUCGAUGUUUCCACAGAUCGAAGACCCAGACUCACUCGGAUCCCUCCAAUGGCGUGCCGCUCUGCCCUCUGCCAUAGAGGGUGAGUCUGAAUCGCCCCGUGCUCCCCGUCUGCAGCGCCACUCCGAGCCUCAACAUGGACACGGAGACCGACGACACUGAGGGGUGCUACCGCAACCGCUCCGUCAGGUUCUUCUACGAGAAGAGCGGCAAGAACAUCAGCGACCACUGGCGCAACCGCGACUACGUGAUCGUCACUCUGGGCAUGGCAGUCUGCUUCAUCGUCAUCUUCUCCAACCUCCUGGUCAUUGGCGCCAUUUUAAAGAACCGACGCUUUCACUUCCCCAUCUAUUACCUACUGGGUAACCUGGCUGUGGCGGACCUUUUCUCAGGCGUCUCCUACCUCCACCUGAUGUUCCACACAGGCCCCUGGACCAUCAAGCUGACCAAGUACCGCUGGUUUGUGCGUCAGGGUCUGAUCGACACCAGCCUGACGGCGUCCGUCCUCAACCUGCUGGCCAUCGCCGUGGAGCGCCACCAGACCAUCUUCAACAUGCAGCUGCACAGCAAGAUGAGCGCCCGCCGCGUCUUUGUCAUCAUGGUCUUCAUCUGGCUGGUGGCCAUCGUCAUGGGCCUGGUGCCCACCAUGGGCUGGCACUGCCUGUGCGACCUGGACAACUGCUCCACCAUGGCGCCGCUGUACAGCCGCAGCUACCUGGUGUUCUGGGGCGUCCUCAACCUGCUCACCUUCUCCAUCAUGGUGGCGGUCUACACGCGCAUCUUCGUCUAUGUGCGCCGUAAGAGCCGGCAGAUGUCCCAGCACACCAGCCAGGUGAGGCUGCGGGAGACGGUGCUAGGCCUCAUGAAGACGGUGUCCAUGAUCCUGGGCUGCUUUGUGCUCUGCUGGACUCCCGGCCUGGUGAUCCUGCUGCUGGACGGUCUGGGCUGCGACCGCUGCAACGUGCUGCAGUACGAGAAGUACUUCCUGGUUCUGGCGGAGUGCAACUCGCUGGUGAACCCCGUCAUCUACUCCUUCAGGGACAAGGACAUGAGGAGGACCUUCAAGGAGAUCCUGUGCUACGUGUGCCGGCGGGGCCGCGACCGCCAGAGCAGCUCCGGGGUCCACUUCAAGUCCAUGGAGCAGGAGAACUUUAAGUCUCGCGUUGCCGAGACGAUGGACGAGAGCAACGGGACGCUUCUCAUCGCCGCAGCCUCAGAAACCUGAAGAGGACCCGAGACCCCGGACUCAUGGAGACCCUUUACGGAUAUGAGGUCUGAUCCAGACCUGCAGGUCUACAGGUCUCCGGUGGUGCUUCCUGGACUAGCCGAGACCAAAGCCGUCUGACGGCUCCUGUUUGCUGUGUGUCUCUAUUAUUUUGUCCACCAAAACAUGUUCAUGACCCAGUUGUUUGGGUCAAAGGUCAUUUAUGAAAGUUAUAUUCCUCAUUCAUUCCUCAGUCACAUGAUUAUUAAUAUGAAUAUGUUAUUAAUAUGUUAUUAACAUGUUAUUAACAGUUGCAGAGCUUCCAGACUGAGAUCUGCUCUUUAAUCAGAUCUGAGAUCAGCUGAUCUGGAUCCAUUUGAAUAAUAAUCAGAUCAUUGAGACAUUUUUAAAUAUUAAGAAAUGAUUAUCCAAACCCUGUUACUGAUCUUUAUUAACGCUUUAUUACCGUUAAUAAAGUGUUAAUAAAGCUUA
Molecule: messenger RNA, 4387 nt
Organism: Cyclopterus lumpus (lumpfish)
Lineage: Eukaryota; Metazoa; Chordata; Actinopteri; Perciformes; Cyclopteridae
Gene: lpar2b
Product: lysophosphatidic acid receptor 2b
Exons: 4
Coding region: 2828-3916 (362 amino acids)
Biological process (GO): G protein-coupled receptor signaling pathway
Cellular component (GO): membrane
Molecular function (GO): lysophosphatidic acid receptor activity
Source: RefSeq, a predicted model, not a curated record